Molecule: messenger RNA, 1716 nt
Organism: Helicoverpa zea (corn earworm)
Lineage: Eukaryota; Metazoa; Arthropoda; Insecta; Lepidoptera; Noctuidae
Product: NECAP-like protein CG9132
Exons: 5
Coding region: 102-824 (240 amino acids)
Biological process (GO): endocytosis
Cellular component (GO): clathrin vesicle coat; membrane
Source: RefSeq, a predicted model, not a curated record
UUGUGCACGUCACGUCACGUCAUUAAUGUCAAUAUCUGCUAUCAAAAUACUUAUCCCAAAAUUUUAUAUUGUUUUCAUGAGAAAUUGAAUUGCAUUGUAAAAUGGAAUCUUAUGAAAGUGUUAUUCUGGUUAAGAAUGAAGUGUUUGUGUUUAAAAUACCCCCUAAAACUUCAAACAGAGGCUAUAGGGCAGCUGAUUGGAACUUGCAAGAGCCACAAUGGACGGGGCGUAUGCGACUUGUCGCCAAAGCAGAAGAACUGAUUAUGAAACUGGAAGACAAGACUUCUGGAGAGCUGUUUGCAAAAUGCCCCAUUGACAAAUAUCCGGGGGUAGCUCUCGAGUCCGUUACUGAUAGCUCACGAUACUUCGUCGUGAGGAUUCAGGAUGAUAAUGGUAGAACUGCUUACAUUGGUCUUGGAUUUGGUGAUCGAUCGGAUUCAUUUGACCUAAAUGUCGCUUUGCAAGACCAUUUCAAAUGGCUAAGAAAAGAACAGGAAGGAGAGCAAGCUCCUCAGCAGAAUUUAGAUUUGGGCUUUAAAGAAGGGGAAACAAUAAAAAUCAACAUGAAAAUUACUAAGAAGGAUGGCAGUGAAGGCAGUAAGCCCCGCCGCGGUGUCGGCGCAGGAGGCGGAGGCCUGUUACCGCCCCCACCAGGUGGCUCCCGGCUGCCACCCCCACCAUCACCACAGCAUGCUCCUUCACCAUCCGCUGCUAUUGCUCCACCUGCUGCUAAUUCUGAAUGGGGUGACUUCAAUUCUGCCAGUGCUCCAAGUCAACAACAGCCCGUGACGCCAGCUAAUCAACAGAACUGGGUGCAGUUCUAAGCUCACUUUAUUACUAUGCUAUUGUGAUUUGGUGUCUGUUGUAGGAUGGCACUCACGUGUGUUGCACAAUACUUAAAAUUACUUAAUUAUGUAGGCAUAUUAUAUCAACAGCUCUCGUAUUCAUUCUGUAGUAAGUUUAAAUCAAAUAUCAUUAUUGUUAUAGGGUAAAUGUUAUUGAUACUAUGAGAUGCCAGAUCACAAUAUAAACUUACGCAAUAAAUACUAUUAAUUGAUGUACUUUAUUAUCUGUAUAUGUUGUAAAACUAAGUAUAAUUACUUAGAUUAUGUGGUAGAAUAUUUUUGGCUCUAUAUAAUAUUGUUGUUAUCGUAUGUUGUUGAACAGUGCAUGUCAUAGACACUAUGUAAAUAGUUGAAAACUAAAACAAAUAUCACACUAUGCUAGUUGCUAUUACUAUAUAUUAUUAAUGUUUAAACCUUCUCUUACAAAAUAUAAACCCCAGAUCUGUAUUUUUGUCAUUUGUGACAGAUGUACAAAUAUAAAAAAGUAUGUAAAAGUUAUCAUUACCUAUACAUUUGUUUUUUUAUUUUCUAAAGAAUAACGAUUGUUUUAAGAUUGGUUUUAGGCACAAUCUUAAAUGUCUUCAAUGUUAAAUUCCGAUAUGUAGCAAGUAUUUAUUUUGUAAUUAAAAAUACAUUCUGAAAUUGAGUAGUAUAAAGUAGUAUAGGUACUUAUCGAUUGUAAAUUAAAAAUCAAUGUAACCAGUGAGUAUUAUAAUACAGUCUUAUGAAUGAGAGCUUUGAACUCUUGACCCAGACAGCUACUUGCUUUAGUUUCUUACACAACCAACACUUCAAUCUCGAAUAAGGUAUUUUAUCGUAAAAAUAUUGUUUUAGGUUCAGAGUAACAGAAUGAAAUAUAAAUUUAACCGUU